Molecule: messenger RNA, 2349 nt
Organism: Perca flavescens (yellow perch)
Lineage: Eukaryota; Metazoa; Chordata; Actinopteri; Perciformes; Percidae
Gene: man2a1
Product: mannosidase, alpha, class 2A, member 1
Biological process (GO): mannose metabolic process; protein deglycosylation; N-glycan processing
Cellular component (GO): Golgi membrane
Molecular function (GO): carbohydrate binding; alpha-mannosidase activity
Source: RefSeq, a predicted model, not a curated record
CAGCAGGCUGAGAGCUCGUGCUGCAGAUCGACCCACAAACUUUAUUGAACUUUUAAUAAACUAAAAACCUUUAAUGUUUUAUUUCUGUUCUUCGCGGCGAACUGAAGACAGACUGCCACGUCACAGAGCAGGUGACAAACAGCACGAGACACUCUGGAGCGCGAGACCUGUGGCCGUUUGUCCAACGCGGAAGUCCUGUCUGAAAGUUGAGGGAUGAAGAAGAGUCGGAUGCUGGCCGUCCUGGGGGGCGGGAUCUUCUGCGUCGCUGUGAUGUCACUGUACCGGAUGUUGGAGCUGAUGCAGGGGGCGGAGCUUAAGCAGCACAUGGAUAAGCCUAAUGGACAGGACGAAGAUUUGUCCCUCCUCCAGCAGAAGAUUGAAAGGUUGGAGCUUCUCCUUAGCAACAACAACCGUCUGGUUGCUACGCUGCGGGACACUCUGAUCCAACGCAAAGCAUCAUGGGAAACAGGACGAGGGGCCAACGGCAGCUCAGGCUCCGCCCGCCAGCUGCCUGGUUGCCGAUUGGCCGAAGAGAUAAAGGAGGGAACCGAUGAAGUGCAGCUGCUGGAUGUGUACGACCUCCUGCCCUUCGAUAACCCCGACGGGGGCGCCUGGAAACAAGGCUUUGAUAUCCGUUACCAAGGCAACGAGUGGGACGAGCAGCCGCUGGAAGUUUUCCUGGUUCCCCAUUCACACAAUGACCCAGGCUGGUUGAAGACAUUUGACAGGUAUUAUGAGGACCAGACCAAACACAUUCUGGACAACAUGCUGAUCAAACUGAGUGAAGACAGCAGGAGGAAGAUGAUUUGGGCAGAAAUCAGUUAUUUCUCCAAGUGGUGGAACGGCAUCAACGAGCAGAAGAGAGAGGCGGUCAAACGCCUGGUGGGGGCGGGGCAGCUGGAGAUAGUGACGGGCGGCUGGGUGAUGGCAGACGAAGCCAACAGUCACUACUUCGCUAUGUUGGAUCAGCUGAUGGAGGGACACCAGUGGAUCCAGAGACACCUCGGUGUGAAGCCGAUCACUGGUUGGGCGGUGGAUCCCUUUGGCCACUCCCCCUCCAUGGCCUACCUGCUGAAGGGGGCGGGGCUUAGCCACAUGGUCAUCCAGCGCGUUCACUACGCCAUCAAGAAGCACUUCUCCCAGCAGCGCACGCUCGAGUUCCUAUGGCGACAGAGCUGGGACUCCUCCCCCCGCAGUGACAUCACGUGUCACAUGAUGCCGUUCUACAGCUACGACGUUCCUCACACGUGUGGUCCCAACCCGGCCGUCUGCUGCCAGUUCGACUUCCACCGGCUGCCGGGGGGGCGGGUCUUCUGCCCCUGGAGGAUCCCGCCGCAGCCAAUCACAGAGCAGAACGUCCAGGAGAGAGCCCUUCUCCUAUUGGACCAGUACCAGAAGUCCCGCCUCUUCCGGUCUCCGGUUCUGAUGGUUCCGCUGGAGACGACUUCCGCCAGGAGGCGAGCGAGGGGACGCCAGUUCACCAACUACCAGAAACUCUUCGACUGCCCGACCAGCACCCGGAGCUGCGUCAAGGCUCGUUUCGGGACUCUGUCUGAUUAUUUCUCGGCGCUGUCUCGGCGCGUGGCGGCCGGGACGACUCUGCCGACGGUGCGCGGCGACUUCUUCACGUACGCCGACCGGGACGACCAUUACUGGAGCGGAUACUUCACCUCCAGACCCUUCUACAAACGCCUGGACAGGAUGCUGGAGGCCACGCUACGUUGUGACUGUGACCUGUGGCCUUUAACCUGUGAGCUGGAGCUGGUGUUGGACCGGCGGCUGCAGCAGGAUGAUAACCGAGGCCUGGGUCAGGGGGUCACCGACAACAAGCUGACAGCCAGUCUGUUCACACUGCUGCUGGAGGACCGCAGGGGAGGGGCUAAGGAAGUGGGAGGAGCCUCAGUAGAACACCUGUCUCUGCUCGCCCACCUGACCUCGCUCUCCCUCUGCCACCCCCCCAUCACCAUGGUUGCCCCGAGUGACAGCCAGCUGCCCAAGCUCCGCCCCUUCCUGCCGCUCCGCUCAUCGCUGCCGUGUGACAUUCACCUGCUGAACCUCAGGACGCUGGAGGACACUCAGGAAGCAGAUAAUCCAUCACAGGAAGUGGCGCUCCUCCUCCACAGGAAGGGCUUCGACUGUAGCUCCGCCCCCGAGCCGCAACUGCAGUGCACGUGGAGCGUGCACGAGGAGGUGAAUCUGGCCGAUCUUUUCUCUCCUCUGAGGUUCGGUUCCCUCCGGAGGUCUGGACUCACUCUGCUGCGAGACCACGAUGAGCCAGAGUCUCCCCGGCAACAGACGUCACGCCUGCGACCAAUGGAAAUCAGCGCUUUCCGCGCAGAAAUCAACUGA